Molecule: messenger RNA, 3579 nt
Organism: Amborella trichopoda
Lineage: Eukaryota; Viridiplantae; Streptophyta; Magnoliopsida; Amborellales; Amborellaceae
Product: Protein kinase superfamily protein
Biological process (GO): protein phosphorylation
Molecular function (GO): ATP binding; protein serine/threonine kinase activity
Source: RefSeq, a predicted model, not a curated record
UUUGUUCUUUCCCACUACAAAUCUUCCCUUCAACCAGAAUCUCUCUCUCCUAAAGCCAUGGAUGGAUCGACAUCAGCCCGUUCUCUCCGACCUUGAGAGUGCACUCAGUGGAGGAAUCAAUCGAAAAGCGGUGGCUCUCUCUGCACGAGAGAGAGAGAGUAUAUUUAUGCGCGGCUACUGCAAAAUGAAAGUCAAAGGGGAAAGGGAAAAAGUGCCCUAACGAGGGAGGCGUUCCAUUACCAUGUCGAAGAUGAAAUAUUUUCUCAGGAAAUUGCGCAUAGGAGGUAGUGGAGAUGGGAGCGUUAAUAAUAACAGAGGAACCACCUCUUCUUCUUCUGCUGCUUCUUCUUCGUUAGAAUUGAGAUCUCAACCUGAGGCAUCCAUUUCUUCUUCUUCUCCGGCAACUUUGCACAGUGAUAGAAUAUCGGAGGAAGCGGGUGUUGAUUACAAUUUGGUGGAGGAGGAGUAUCAGGUUCAGCUUGCUCUAGCCAUCAGCGCUUCUGACCCUGGUGCUGGUGAUGAUCCCGACUCAUUGCAGAUCAAGGCUGCUAAGAGAAUUAGCAUGGGGUUCUGCCCUUCUCCUGGCAAUUCCUUUGCCGAGCUCCUAUCCCAUCGUUACUGGACCUAUAAUGUUGUUAAUUAUGAUGAGAAGGUGAUGGAUGGUUUCUAUGAUGUAUAUGGAAUAUUCUUUAGUCACACAGUGCAUGGGAAGAUGCCUUCGCUGAUGGAGCUUCAAGCAACAUCUAUUACAGAUAAUGUGGAUUAUGAAGUAGUUUUAGUUAAUCGAGCUGUGGACCCCGCACUGGAACAGCUAGAGAAAAAAGCAACUUGUAUUGCAUCAGAAUGUAGAGCCACUGAGCGUGGUCCAUUAGAUAGUGGUCUGGUUCAAAAACUUGCUGAUCUUGUUGCUGACAGAAUGGGUGGUCAAGUUUGUGAUUCAGAUGAUAUGUUAAGAAGGUGGACAAUCAAGAGUUAUGAACUACGAACUUCAUUAAACACCAUCAUUUUCCCUCUAGGUAUCCUGGAAUUUGGUUUGUCUCGCCAUAGGGCCUUACUUUUUAAGGUACUGGCUGAUAAGAUUAACCUGCCUUGCAGGCUGAUGAAAGGAAGCUAUUAUACUGGUACCGAUGAAGGAGCUGUGAACAUGAUUAGAAUCAAUCAUGAAUGUGAGUUCUUAAUUGAUCUUAUGGCGGCUCCGGGGACAUUGAUUCCCACAGAAAUUCCUGGUACACAUUGUCAACAAUACCAACUUGAUGAUGGGCGCAUUAAUGCCAUUGGAAUGAUUGCUGAGGAAUUACAUUCCCUUGAUACUCAUGUUGACCUUGACAAUGGGAGUAAAAAUGAGAGGUCUCAUGCAGAUACAGUUGAUAAAAUAUUUGAUUCAAGGGUUAAUAGUUCUAAUUGUCUGGAACCAGAAAGCUUUGGAUCUCGGAGGAAUGAUAUAAAUCUUACUGAUAAAAAUAAGAAAGAGAGAUUUGAGCGUGAAUUUGGAAUGCUUCUUCCUUCAUUGCGUAAGCUGGGUGGAGGUCCAUCAGCUAAUAGUGGGGCAAUCUCAUUCGCUCAGAAGAUGAAGGUCAAGGAUGUCUCGAAAUAUGUCAUCAGUGCGGCACAACACCCAGAAUUUGCUCAUAAAUUGCAUGCAGUUUUGCUGGAGAGUGGUGCACAACCUCCUCCGGAUAUUUUUUCUGAUAUAAAGCCUUUCCAGAAAUUUCGAGAGCUGAGUCCUUGCAAACAAGUGGACUUUGCUAAAGAUAUUGGAAGGAAAGAUCCAGGUCAGGACAAACAUCAUCUACCUGUUGGUUCUAAUAUAGGGACAUCAGCCACUAAUUCUUCUUCAUUGCCGGUUCCAAGCCCAAAAAGUGCUAAGCUUUGUGAUCCAGUCAUUGCAACUGAGAAUGCUACAAAUGAAUAUGUCCUGAAUGAUGCGGCGGCUAAACAGAAUGCCACAUCUCUUGAUUCGUCUCAUUUGUCGUCAACAAAUUUGUAUGGUGGUGAGCUUCGUGGACCUUCUUUAGAUUUGGGUAAACGUUUGGUGCCGCAUGUUGCUAAAUCAUCUCAGCAGCAUUCUGAAAUGGCUAUAUUUGGAGCCAAUACAAACUGCUAUAAAGAAGUCCAAGUUGUGAGAGGAAAAGAAAAAAUUGAAGAAAUUUUAGGUAUAGACACUGACUAUGGUAAAGAAGUUGCCAAGGAGCCUUUGGGUAAUAAGGAAGAAACUCUAAACAGUAAAGCACUGCUUACCAGUAAUUAUAAUGAAAUUAUGAACCCAAUGCUGGAUGGUGUUGCAGAAUGGGAAAUACGCUGGGAAGAUCUUCAGAUUGGAGAACGGAUUGGCCUUGGGUCAUAUGGGGAGGUUUAUCAUGCAGAUUGGAAUGGCACUGAGGUUGCUGUGAAGAAAUUCUUGGAUCAGGACAUCUCAGGAUAUGCAUUGGAGCAGUUCAGAUAUGAAGUAAACAUCAUGCUACGAUUACGCCAUCCAAAUGUGGUACUCUUCAUGGGAGCUGUUACGUGUCCUCCUAAUUUAUCAAUUUUAACGGGAUUCCUUCCAAGAGGGAGUUUAUACAGGCUAUUACAUCAUCCAAAUGUUCAAAUCGAUGAGAAACGUCGUUUGAGAAUGGCUUUGGAUGUGGCAAAGGGAAUGAACUACUUGCAUACAAGCCAUCCCACCAUUGUUCAUCGCGAUCUGAAAUCCCUCAAUCUUCUUGUUGAUAAAAAUUGGGUGGUGAAGGUAUGUGAUUUUGGCUUCUCACGUCUCAAGCAUCACACAUUUCUCUCUGCAAACUCUACAGCAGGAACACCGGAGUGGAUGGCGCCUGAAGUACUACGAAAUGAACCGUCCAAUGAGAAAUGUGAUGUUUAUAGCUUUGGUGUAAUUUUAUGGGAGUUGGCUACAACGUGUAUGCCUUGGAGUGGGAUGAACGCAAUGCAGGUUGUUGGUGCUGUUGGAUUUCAGAAUAGGCACCUCGAUAUCCCAAAAGAAGUUGACCCAAAGGUUGCCCAAAUAAUAUUUGACUGUUGGCAAAGUGAUCCAGCUCUGCGGCCGUCUUUUGGGCAGCUUAUUGCUCAUCUCAAACAGCUGCAACGAUUAAAUGUAGAUUAAAUGUAUGCACGCAUGAGAAAAUUUCAAGGUUCAGUCCUCUUAAGCAAAAGGGAAACAAAUCUGUUGCUGUGAUUUUCGCUAAACUUUUGUGUCUUGCCAACAUAACAGUUGCAGAAUGGACUGCAUGAAGAGGGGAAUCAAAGGGGUUCAUCAUGUCCUUUUCAUUUGUUGAUCUUUUUUGGUUUUUGAUCGCCUGAAGUUUGGAGGCCAAGGAAGAGUGGAAACUGCCGAUCCUGCAAAGGAGGUCCAAAUACUUGAAAUGUUCGUUUUCUAUCCAUUUUCUCGUCUGUGCGAAGUGCAGUGCGAGCGACAGCUGUUUUUCUUUUGUUGGGUGUUGAAUAACAGAUGAUUUGUGAAUAACAGAAACUUAAUUAUCUAUUUAUAUCUGGGUGCGGUGGAGGCUUGGGGCCUUGGAAUACAGUGAGAUGUAUAUUCGAGAAAAGAGAGAAAUGGGCAAGUGCAUAUCUGUAAUUUCUGUGCAA